UUGCCACUAUAAUAAACAAAAAGUAUAAUAUUAUGAGUAUUAUACUAUUAUAGUAUUUGGGCAUUAAUAUUAAUAAUAUAAAAUUAUUACUUCUCCAAUUUUGAUGAAUUAUGUAUGUGCGUUUUUGACCGUUUCAAUGUUAUUCUCUAUUGAAAGAAAUCAUUUCGAUUUUUGACAAAGUUGUUAGGUAUUGAUUAGUUUUAAGUUGAUUAAGAAGUUUGUUUCUUUGAAGAAAUCAAAAUGAAUAUAUUGCCAAAAAAGAGGUGGCAUGUACGAACUAAAGAUAACAUUGCGCGAGUUAGGCGUGAUGAAGCACAAGCAGCUGAAGAAGAGAAGAAACUUAAGAUGAGGAUACAGCUAGCUGAACAAGAAACUAAACUUUCAUUGCUGAGAAAUAAGUCAAAACAAAGAUAUGAUGACUCUGUAGAUCGACCCGAAGAAACUAAAUCAGAAGUGUUAACUCAUGUUAACUUUUUUCAAGACCUUGAAGACGGACAUGUUGCCCAUACAGGUGUUAACAAAGAACAUGAACAGGAAAAAAAGGAAGAAAAAGAAGCAUAUGAAAAAAAAGUUGGUUAUCUUACUUAUUUAGGACAGGACACAGAUGAGGUGACUGGUAAUAUACAAUGGUAUAAUAAGAAACCAAAACGAUUAGACUUGUGUAAAACCGAUAAAGAAAUUGAAACUAAAGUUAAAACAUUUAAUGAUCCUCUUAUUGUUAUGAAAAAAUAUGUUGAAACAGAUCAAAAGAGUAGUGAACAUUCAAAGGCAUUAGUUAAGAAAAAUGAUGAAUCACCAAUAAAAAAACACAAGAAAAAACAUAAAAAAAAACAUAGAAAAAAAGAGAAAGUUAAUGAUAAAAACGAAAAAAAAAUAAUUUUGGAAAAACUUAGAGAAAAAAGAUUAAAGAGAGAAAGGGAAGAGAGGUUUAGAGCUAGUCAAUUAUUAGCAAGAAUGAAUGGAGUCAUACCUGUCGAAGUUCCAAAACUACAACCAAAACCAACUAUUGUUCAAAAGUAUAAUUCUCAGUUUAAUCCAUACUUAGCGAAGCAAAAUUAUCCUACGACUUAGUAUGUUUAAAUUAAUAAACAAAUAAUUAAAAAAACUGUUUUAUGUGUUUAAUGAAUCUAUUAAAUGUUUAAAUAUUUAAUUGUUGUAUAGAAUAAAAUGUUAAAAAAAUAUAUAAUAA
Messenger RNA from Aphis gossypii (cotton aphid), 1189 nucleotides. Its product is annotated as leukocyte receptor cluster member 1 homolog. The transcript is spliced from 3 exons. The coding region runs from base 241 to 1071 and encodes 276 amino acids. The record is from RefSeq and is a predicted model, not a curated record. Lineage: Eukaryota; Metazoa; Arthropoda; Insecta; Hemiptera; Aphididae.